CCGAAUAAGAGUUUUUGGUGUGAAUGUAAAGAGAUCGCUCAGCGUAACUUCAUAUACUUUUAUGAUAUCAUUUUAAAUUUGAAUCGACUGGGGAUAGAGAAGGAAGGAAAAUUAUAUAAAGGACAUUUUUCAAUAGGCCACAUGUCCUGCUAGAACAUACAGGAUGAAGACGUCACUGACAUUGUUAUUCCUUUUGCUGGCUAGGACCAUCUCCUUGCCGACAAGGAAUAGUGGUGAUAUUGUAACACAACCAAGUGCCAAACAUACAAACACGUCUACCAUUACAAAACCUGCGACGAAAUCAGCUUUGUCUAAGACAGAAGACGAACUACUCGCACUAACAAACCUUACGCCAAAGGCCGCAGCUUCCAUCAAACCGGAUGUAAACGUUACACCACACAAUACAACACUCACCAAACCGGAAGCAAUGCCAGGGUUACCUACCGUAAAACCACUUACUCCGGAUAAUCAGUCAACGUUUGAUGUACCUUAUGUCGCUGCCUCAGUACUGAAAAACUGCCAGCUUAUACCUGAAGAUAAGGAAACAACAUCGCUCAUAAGUGAAGCUCUUAUAAGCGGAACAAAGAUGAUCAAAUUCCAUCUACAUAUCAAGCGCCCAGAAAGGAAGUUCCAUGGGUACAACGAAAGCAACUUAUACAAACCGUUCUUUUGGGUUCGUUCCACAGGCCGCCACGGAACUGGAUUGUUGCUUCUGAGACCGGCAUACGACAUGCUAUCUUUAACAACUCUUGAACUUGGUGUAGAAACAAUGCACGUGAAUAUUACUGAGCAUCCAAGUUACUGCCUUAGCCAGCUGUCAUAUUCGGAUAUUGAGGUACUUGUCCGGGAACUGGUCAUGAACGACUUUCAAAAUACAAGCUCAGGGGUGAUUGUGAAACUGAAACCAACAGAUAAUGUUUGUAACAUGCACGUGACUGACGCCGAUGGUGUUGCAGAUUUUAGGUAUCUGUGUUGCCAGAGAAGCGAAACCCAUCAUGUAAGGUGCAGUUAUUUGCAAUCUGACGCUUGGCUCAAUGUAUUAUUUACUGUAAUUGUAGUUUUGAAAGUUCUUGUGGUUUUGUUCAGUCCAAGAUUAAUACCAGAUUCGUUUUAUCGUCUGAAACAUGUAGCUGCUCCAUAUAUACACAGGUUGCAGCAGCCUCUGUCGGUGAAAGCUGUCGUCACAACAAAUCCUGAACAAUUUACAAAUGUGAAGAACAAGUUUGAGUUAACAGAAUUCAGAGAAAUGAAAAAAUUUAAGACAACAUUGCAGAAUAUGACUCUUGAUGUACCUUAUACCCUUAUAAUGAAGCAAGUACAUCUUCGUAUUAAAUAUGGACGUCUGUUGCCAGAAGAUUUCGCACCAGUUGGAUUGUUUCGGACAAUGUAUGACUCAUUCUUCAAAUGCAAAAUUCGCGAAAGAGUAGCUGUUGCAGAAUGUUGUAAAUCAAAUUUCUUCUUGUUUUCAAAAUGUCAUUCUGAGACAAUGUCCUGGUACACAGUUUUGAAGCGUUUUAUGACAGCUAUUCUACUUCUUCUACUAGCGACACCAUGGAUAAUCCGAAUUUAUGUCUACUUUCAAUACGAGCACUCUGAAAUGCACAUGCGCAAAGAUGCUGCAUACAGAAAAUCUCUACGUUUCUACUUCCCUGGGAACUUCACGCUAUUGCUUACACCGUUGCAUGUUUUGUUUGUUUUAAUUUAUUUACUUUUGUCUUUCGAGUCGUGUGUCUUUGGUGUUAUGAGCCGGAAGAUGAAGGAACGUUUCAAAUUUGUUCUCCGGAAGUGCUUUCGGGACAUGCGCGAAACGAAGCAAAUGGACGUGGUUGGCUGGGUAGUUAAAGUAGCAGUAAAACCAUGUACCUUGUUCGGUGGCGUAGGAAUUUGUAUUGGACUUGUUACAUGGACACUAGGUCUACCAUUUCUGCUUCUUAUCCUAUCAUUCUACAUAUUCCCGACUUUGAAUAUCACUUUACGCCUACUAGCUCAUUUUGCGGUGUAUCUUUUUCCCAGAAAUGCUUGCAACGAAAUAAGGAUACUUGCCAAACUGUCCAGACUUGUAGACAACAUUGAACAGAAGUUAGAAAUGAAAGAUAUAUCCAGAGCGGAAUCAUUAGAAAAGAAAGAAUCCGUCUUAAAUUCAGGCUCGAAAAGACUUCAGCAGUUAGUCGUUAUAUUACUAUGCCUCUUAUCCAUGUAUUCAGUUAUAUUUCUGAUGACUGAGUUCGCAUCAUUCAUUGUCGAAAUAUUCGUCUACACAUUAAUGGGGCUUAUUCUAAAUGCUUCAAUGACAUUAACUUAUAUUUCACUUAUUUUUCUUCUAGGCGUUUACGGAAGUGACUGUUUUGGUAUUGUCAGUAAAAAGUUUCUGGCUUUCAACAAAACAAUGAUAUCGGCUAUUCUACAACUCGGUAAAGACAAAGUUGAAAAUGAAAUUUAUUGCGAUGAAGAAAAGCAGGAAAACAUUGCGUUUAGAAUAAAGACGGAAAGAGCAGAGACAGUUGAAAAUCCAGUGCAGCUUGCAACGAACGAGGACGGUCUUCCAAGGUGGCAAGUUUCUAGAGUAGUGCUUUUUCUGAGCAAGAAUGACCGACCAAUGAUUCCAAAGAGUUUUUACUUCAAGUCAUGUAAGAUGCCAUUUUACAGUGUUCCCGGAGAGUUGCUUGUUAAUUACUUGAGAGCAACAGCGGAAUUCGGGAUGAUAUUGUUAUUUCUAAUGUUUGUUCUCGUUGUUGUUCUCGCAUUUGGUGACACGUACGAGAUUUCAGCAACAAAUAAAUUGUUGGCAACAGUCGCAGGUGGAUUUUUACCAUUUAUACUGAAAAAGGCCGUUUUUAAAUCCCACGAAGUUCCGGAAAUAGAUAUAAAGAACAUGAAUUUCCAAGUUUGUUUGCACGAGUUGAUGGAGGACUAUCAGCAGACGUGGCCAAUUUACGACAUUGAUGUGAUUAACAAACAAAUUUUGGAUAAUAACAGUAAUUUGGAUACUCCAGAGGAAUUUAAUGAAACUGAAAUACCAGUUUUUGAUGAAACAAACAGUGAACACAAAGAUAGUGUCAAAACUAAAAAUCAGCCAAUUGAUUUAUUAAUACAUAUUGCUGGAGAAAUAGACAGCGAUGAUUUCCCUGGUAUGUCCACGGAAAGACCUGGAUACAAUGGUUCUACCACUUUUCUAGAACCAGAUGAAAAUGAAUUGAAAGAAAUUCUGAAUACUUCAUAGGUAAUGUGACACAUUUCUGAAAAUAAUUGAAAGUUUAUUAAUGUAUAGCAGUAUCAUUCAUUUGAAGUACAAACAUUUGUAGUGAUUUGUUCUGGGGCUAUAGCUAAAAAUGUUACUGAAGUUUUCAAAACAUUCUAAAACAUUCAGAUGAAAAACGAUCCAAGACAUAAUUAUAUCUAAAUUUCUUCGUAAAUAGUUGCAAAUUAUCAUUAUUACAACAAACAAGGGGAACAUAGAUAUCAGGAAAUCAAUGCUAUUCUUGGUAAGAAAGUUUUGAAAGACUAUAUGUUAUGGAAACACAGGCUGAGAAUUAAUUGUUUUCACUAAUUUUUACACAGAAAAUUGAAAAGCGUUUGUAAGACUUUACUCUAGCUAAACUGCUUUAAUCAUAAAUAUGUAUAUUUA
Mercenaria mercenaria is the source of this 3625-nucleotide messenger RNA. RefSeq lists its product as uncharacterized. Lineage: Eukaryota; Metazoa; Mollusca; Bivalvia; Venerida; Veneridae. The record is from RefSeq and is a predicted model, not a curated record. The transcript is spliced from 2 exons. Bases 164 to 3220 code for a protein of 1018 amino acids.